UAUUUGCCACGUUAAAAAUUGAAACGCAGUGAUUUAGGGUUUCUCAAUUCUCAUCAAACUCGAGUAAGAGGGUUUUCGACUAGUGCGGCUAAACAAACUCUCUUCACCUCUGCGAAAUCCCCAAACCCUACCAUGGCUGAACAAACUGAGAAGGCUUAUCUGAAGCAACCUAAAGUGUUUCUAUGCUCGAAGAAAUCUGGGAAAGGAAAGAGGCCUGGUAAAGGCGGAAAUCGGUUUUGGAAAUCUGUUGGUCUUGGAUUUAAGACUCCCAAGGAAGCCACUGAAGGAACCUAUAUUGACAAGAAGUGCCCUUUCACUGGCAAUGUUUCCAUCCGAGGUCGUAUUAUAGCUGGAACUUGCCACAGUGCUAAGAUGAAUAGGACUAUUAUUGUUAGGAGGAAUUAUCUUCACUUUAUUAAGAAGUAUCAAAGAUAUGAGAAGAGACAUUCUAAUAUCCCUGCUCAUGUAUCACCCUGCUUCCGUGUUAAAGAAGGAGAUCAUGUUAUUAUUGGCCAAUGCAGGCCACUCUCCAAGACAGUGAGGUUCAACGUCUUGAAAGUGAUCCCAGCUGGAUCAUCAAGUGGUGCUAAGAAGGCAUUUGGUGGAAUUUGAGAUGUGUUGAAGGAAUUCUGGUUUCUGUAUGGUGACUAGUAUUAAAACCUGUUCAAUUUUGUUUUGUUAUUGAAGUUAAAGUUGAAGGAUUUUGAUUAUGGUUAUGAAAUAUUAGUAGCAUUUAUAUUGAAUUUUGACUUCAAACAAGAAUUGUUUCACUUCUUCUAAAGGUUAUAAAAGACACAAGUAAUCUAUGUAACGCCGACACUUUAGAAAA
Vicia villosa (hairy vetch) is the source of this 829-nucleotide messenger RNA. RefSeq names its product small ribosomal subunit protein uS17-like. The record is from RefSeq and is a predicted model, not a curated record. Gene Ontology annotation, cellular component: ribosome; cytosolic small ribosomal subunit. The transcript has 6 exons. The coding region runs from base 133 to 612 and encodes 159 amino acids. Gene Ontology annotation, biological process: translation. Gene Ontology annotation, molecular function: structural constituent of ribosome. NCBI's taxonomy places the organism in Eukaryota, Viridiplantae, Streptophyta, Magnoliopsida, Fabales, Fabaceae.